Didymodactylos carnosus is the source of this 273-nucleotide messenger RNA. Lineage: Eukaryota; Metazoa; Rotifera; Eurotatoria; Philodinida; Philodinidae. The record is from the annotation of a GenBank genome assembly.
CAAAAUAUGUUUGAACGUUUAGCUGAUCGUAUAUCACAAUUAGUUUAUAAAGGUUUUGCUAUACAUAUAUUACGUGGUAGACCAUUAUAUAGUCAAAGUCGUUUAAUGGAAAAUACAAUAAAAAAAUUACGUGUUUCUGGUCGAUUAGCUGUAUUAACUGUUAUUGGUGAACAAUCAUCAGCUAAAAGUUCAUUAUUAAAUAGUACAUUUGGAUGUAAUUUUCGUGUGAGUUCUGGAAGAUGUACAAUUGGAGUUUAUUUAGGUAAUGUAUAA